Molecule: messenger RNA, 445 nt
Organism: Spodoptera litura
Lineage: Eukaryota; Metazoa; Arthropoda; Insecta; Lepidoptera; Noctuidae
Product: partner of xrn-2 protein 1
Source: RefSeq, a predicted model, not a curated record
UAAAAAAAAUAAUCUGUCAUUUUAUGAGACACAGUUUGACUUGACUUCGACUCGAUUUUAUAAAAUUCGCUGUAAAUGCAAUAGAAAAACCAAAAUGAAACCAACAAUAGAUAUCGACUCGUUACGUACGGAACAUGAAUCUGACGAACAAUGGGAAGUAAGACGGAAUUUCAUGGAGGAACACAAGGAUGACUUUGAAGAGGGUGAACUCAUUACUUUAGCGCAAUUGUUUACAAAUAUUGAGUUUUUGGGAUGUCGAUACCCCCCAGCAACAAUGAAGCGGAUAGCCAAGCUAUCAGAAAAGGUUUCAGCGAAAUACAGAGAGAGUAGGAGAAACAAAUUGAAACGCACAUUCGUACAAGCUAGUGACGCUGCUGAACAGAAAGCAAAGAGAUCAUAUACUAAAUAGAUUUAAUAAAAUUAUAAUAAAUAAGUUUUUAUUCUG